CCAGCCUCCCACAGCUCCCUGCAGUUAAAAAGCAGGAGAUAAAUGCAUUUCACAGGAGGCAAGAGAAAGUCUUGCAGGACAGGCUGCCUCUCACGUAAGGAUGCUGCAGUCCAGUGUGUCUGCGCUGGGCCCGACCUCCGUUUUGGCCUCUCCAUGGCAUCUUCUGCUGUUUGGAGCGGCUUCCUGGCUUCUGGCCAAAAUUCUUGCCUGGACCUACUCAUUCUGUGAGAACUGCUCCCGCCUCAGAUGCUUCCCUCAGACCCCUAGGAGGAACUGGUUUUUAGGUCACCUGGGCAUGAUCCAGAGCAAUGAGGAAGGCAUGCAGAUGGUGACCGAAAUGGGCAAGACCUUCCGAGAUGUCCAAGUUCUUUGGCUGGGACCCGUCAUCCCUGUGCUGAGGCUUGUCGACCCUGCGUUUGUUGCCCCUCUGCUCCAUGCCCCAGCUUUGGUGGCCCCCAAGGACAUGACUUUCUUAGGCUUCCUGAAGCCCUGGCUGGGGGAUGGGCUCUUCCUGAGUUCAGGUGACAAGUGGAGCCAACGUCGUCGUCUGCUGACACCAGCCUUCCACUUUGACAUCCUGAAGCCCUAUGUGAAGAUUUUUAACAAGAGUGUGAACAUCAUGCAUGACAAGUGGAAGCGCCUGUCCUCGGAAGGCAGUGCACGUCUGGAAAUGUUUGAGAACAUCAGCCUCAUGACCUUGGACAGUUUGCAGAGAUGCCUCUUUGGCUUUGACAGCAACUGUCAAGACUCUCCCAGUGAAUACAUUGCUGCCAUCUUGGAACUCAGCUCUCUCAUAGUAAAAAGGUCCCAGAAGCUCUUCCUGUUUUCGGACUUCCUGUACUACCUCACUGCUAAUGGGCAACGCUUCCACAAGGCCUGUGACCUGGUGCAUGACUUCACAGAUGCUGUCAUCAGGGAGAGACGCCGCAUCCUCUCUAGCCAAAGUGUUGAUGAGUUCCUGAAAUCCAAGGCUAAGUCCAAGACUUUGGACUUCAUUGAUGUGCUCCUGUUAGCCAAGGAUGAACAUGGAAAGGAGCUGUCAGAUGAAGACAUCCGGGCAGAGGCUGACACCUUCAUGUUUGGAGGCCAUGACACCACUGCCAGUGGGCUCUCCUGGGUCCUGUACAACCUGGCGAGGCACCCAGAAUACCAGGAGCGCUGCCGGCAGGAGGUUCGGGAGCUGCUGAGGGACCGAGAGCCUCAGGAGAUUGAGUGGGACGACCUGGCCCAGCUGCCCUUCCUCACCAUGUGCAUCAAGGAGAGUCUGCGGCUGCACCCUCCGGUCAUAGACCUUCUUCGCCGCUGCACCCAGGACAUUGUGCUGCCUGAUGGCAGGGUCAUCCCCAAAGGGAACAUCUGUAUCAUCAGCGUCUUUGGUAUCCAUCACAAUCCUUCAGUCUGGCCAGACCCUGAGGUCUACGACCCCUUCCGAUUUGACCCAGAAAACCCUCAGAAGAGGUCACCUCUGGCUUUUAUUCCCUUCUCUGCAGGGCCCAGGAACUGUAUAGGACAGACUUUCGCCAUGACCGAGAUGAAGGUGGUGCUGGCGCUGACACUGCUGCGUUUCCGCAUCCUGCCCGACAACAAGGAGCCCCGCCGGAAGCCGGAGUUGAUCCUGCGCGCAGAGGGCGGGCUGUGGCUGCGGGUGGAGCCCCUGAGCUCACAGUGACCCCUACGCCUGACCUGGGACCUCCUCAUCCCACCCGCCCAUCCACCCACCGAACUCGGUGGAGCCCAGAAAUAAGCCGAGCCCCGUUAUGCGCCAGCAGGGGGCGCUGGAGGACAACAGAACCCGCUGUGGUCUGGGCGGGUAGAGGCGGGGCUGCUGUUUUUGAGCCAAAGAACCUUACUGUUUUCUAAUUAGCCAUGCUGUUGACAUAGAAAACUUGCUCAGGUUUGGACUUCAUUUUGUAAAAGCCACUGUAGCUUUUUGAGCAGAGUAGGAGAGGGAGCAAGGUUUCGGGCCUGCUUGAGACUCCUAGGCACUGAAGCAAAGCCUUAAUUGCACUGUUUCCGUUUUCUUCUACUUCCUCCUCUUCUGUUUCAUCGUAUUUGAAGCGAUUGUCCAGAUUUUGUCCUCUUCGUGCUGCACUUACAGGAGUGGGCUGCUACACCACACCUGGAGGAAUAUUUGUAAAGUUUGAGUAAAGUGGUUUCCCAGAAAAGGGAAAUCCUGGCGCCCUUGAGAAGAGCGUUAAAAGACAUUCCAGACUUGUGAUGCCCGAGAUCACCAAGGCAGCUUAAAAUGAAUGAAAUCACACUUCCAGGAUCCUUUUUACUUUUGUCUUGGGCGAUGUUCAUUAAGAAUCCCACUGACUUCACAAGACUCUUCUUAGAGUUUUCCCUUCUUAUAGCACUUUCGGGCUUCCAUUUCUCCUUCCUUCUCAUCAUGAGACCGUUAAAACUGUCAGGUGGGCAUGGUGACUUGGAUCUCUAAUCCAGUACUUUGGUGGGCGAGGCAGAGGGUCAUGAGUUGGAGACUAUGUUGGAAUACAUAGAAAGUCUGAGACAAGCCUGGGCAACAUGAUGAAACUAUGUCUCCAGAAAUAAAACUUAAACCGAUUAAAAAUUUGA
Molecule: messenger RNA, 2574 nt
Organism: Cricetulus griseus (Chinese hamster)
Lineage: Eukaryota; Metazoa; Chordata; Mammalia; Rodentia; Cricetidae
Source: RefSeq, a predicted model, not a curated record